AUGGAGAAGAUUCUCGAAACUUCAGAAGACUUUGAUGUGGAUCUCUUUGACCGCGUAAUUCAACAGUUUUACAAAGGAAUUGGUGGCGACCAAAGACGGGCAGAAGAGGUUUUACUAGCAUUUAGGGAUCAUCCAGAUAGUUGGGCUAGAGUAGGCGUAAUCUUAAGUGAAAGUAAAUCACUAAAUGCCAAGUUGUUUGCUUUACAAGUCUUAGAGAAGAUGGUUAAAAUUCGAUGGCCAUUACUAGUUGAAAAGCAACAAGAAAGUGUUCGAGAGUACGUAGUAGAAGGAAUGCUAGAACAUGCAUCAGCCGGAGUACCUGAAGCUCUUCUAGUAGCUAAAGGUCUUAAUCAAGUACUUAAGGAGAUAAUAAAGAGGGAAUGGCCUGAGAAAUGGCCUGGACUUAUUAGUGACUUGCUAAAAGCGAGUCGAGGUGACUGUGUGGUUUGUAAACAUACUUUUGACCUAAUUGAGUCCUUAGCUGAUGAAGUCUUUAACUUUCCUAAGAGUAUGACUAAAGUCCGAGCUGAAUCAUUAAGACAACAACUAGUGAUUGAAUUCCCUGAGAUUUUUGAUCUGCUUCUUUCCGUACUAGAAACAGUUUCAAGAGGAGAGAUAGUUGUACCGGAUGAUUUAGUUAUUUCUGGCUUACGUUUACUAAGAAGAGCUGUACCUGUGCUAAGUAGUACUUGUGUUUUACAUGAAAGAACAGUCCAGGCAGUAGUACGUUAUGUAGACACAAGAUUUACAGUUGAAGCAAUUAGGACAUUAAGAGAGAUUUUGAUUAGAGAUACGGAUGAAUCUGAUCGAUCUUUAUUCUUAGAAGCUUUGCGUCGGGGUUUCUUAGAGGUAGCUGCGUUUGUAGAGAAGUGUUUUGGUAGUUUUAGUGAGAAGCAUGGUAGUUCUUUAAGAGCUCAGUAUAACAAAAUGGCCGUUGGAGAUACAGAUGUAAUUAAGGAAGUAGUUUUAUUCUAUACGGCUGUUUAUAAUCAGGCUAAGCAUUUAGAAAGUAUGGGUUGUAAUACAGUUGCUCCACUUUAUCCUUUACUUGAUAUUUCUGAGAUUAAAGAUAGUGAACUCUUUCGUUUGUGUUCUGAGUUCUGGACUGGACUAGUUAGAGACCUUUUCCUUGAGUUUCCUUUUGUUCCUCCUCCAGUUAAGCAACCGGCUGGUUUACGUCGGACUAAGUAUGCUGAUGUACUGGCCCGCCUGGUUCGUAUUUACUUACGGCAAAUGGCUCGACCACAAGAAGUCCUUAUUCGAGAGAAUGAAGAGGGUGAAAUGGUUCUGGAACGUUUAUCAGAAACAGAUCAGAUUGUGCAUUGUAAUGCUAUGAAAGAAACUCUCUUUAAUAUUUCGGGGAUGCUUAGUACGAGUCUUUCUUCUUUCUUCUUAGCAGAAGGUCAAGCUAUUCCCCCGGGUAAGUUCUCACGGGAUAAAGUUAAUCGGUUCUGUUGGACUUCUUGUGCUAUUAUUGGGACGAUGCCUUUAACGGCGGAAAGGGAGUAUGUUCUGGGUCUUUUAAAGAUCUUAUUAGAUUUAUGUUCUCGGCCGGAAAAUGAUGAUGGAGAUAGGGCUGUAGUUGUUUCUUGUGUUUUGUACUUAGUUAUUCAUGCCCCGAAAGUCCUGAAAAGUUCCUGGGGGAUGUUAAGUAUUGUAGUCUUUAAGACAAUUGAGUUUAUGAAGGAUGAGUAUGUUGGGGCUAAAGAUAUGGCUUGUGACUCAUUCCGGACUUUAUUUAUGGCAUGUGGUCCUGAGUGUUCUGUUUUACAUGAUAAGGAGAAAGAGCCUUUGAUUGAAAAAGUACUGCGGGAUUUACCUUAUGAGACGGCUAAGUUAGCACCUUAUCAGUUAGAAACGGUUUAUGAAGGGAUGUGUUAUGGAGUUGAACAUCGGGCUGGAACUUUACUGGGGUAUGCUCUAUCGGAUGUUUGUGCUGGUGCUAAUGAGACUUUAGAAGGUUUACAAAGAGCUAUUGCUGGGGUAAGAAGGAUGCGAGUUGUUUGUCGAUCGGUGGCUCCUUCUAGUGAGUUUAAGUCGGCUCGGGAACAAGCUAUGCACCGGAUGGUUCCUGAUAUUCAAGAGGUUUAUGAACGAGUGAGUAAUGGGCCUGGGCACUUACAGAAGGCUAGGAAUACUUUACAGAUGGAAAUAGUAGGGAUGUAUACGGAGAUAGUUAAUGAGUUUUCAACUGAGUUUAUUCAAGGGGGUGGAUUUAUUGCAACUUGUGCCCGGAUUAUCUUAGGACCAUUAAGUUCUGGUAUUUUCAUGGCAGCUGGAGUUGAUUUACUGGCUGCUCUUUGUCCUCGUACGGUAGAUGGGGCUAAACCAUUAGUUGAGGCUGUUUUGGGACCUUUAGCCCAAACUGUGCUUAGUAAUGGUGGUGGGGAAGAAGAACUGAUGAAAGCUUUCUUCCGACUACUAAACCGAGCGGCCCGAUUAAUUCCAGGUAUGAAUAAUCAGCAGAUUAUUGAGUGGUUAGUGAUCGGGGCAGGACAAACCCAUCGAGAAGUAUCGGAAGGGAGUAUUGAAGCUAUAGCUAGUGUGUUAAAGAGUGCGGCAAUAGAUACAAUCCAAGGCGAGUUCUUUGGGCUACUAGAAUGCAUAAUUGGGGCCGGAUUAGAUAAGGAUCAUGAAGGGGGUAAAGAUGCCCUAAUUAUGGCUAUUUCAACCCUAGUUCGGUACAGCAUUGAUGAAACUUGUCCCAGUCAAAGUCAAGUUCUAGAAGUCUUUGGUUUAAGACUGCAUCAAACUUUCCCGCAUUUAGCCCCUAGUGAUAUAGAAGAGUUUAUUGGCCGACUUUAUCAAAACGUCAACUCGCAUACUGGUCUGUCCGAAAACCUUGAUGAUUUCCAAGUCAAAAUCAAAACAAUCUAA
Messenger RNA from Nematocida homosporus, 2877 nucleotides. Its product is annotated as exportin-1. The transcript has a single exon. Gene Ontology annotation, cellular component: cytoplasm; nucleus. NCBI's taxonomy places the organism in Eukaryota, Fungi, Microsporidia. The coding region runs from base 1 to 2877 and encodes 958 amino acids. Gene Ontology annotation, molecular function: small GTPase binding; nuclear export signal receptor activity. The record is from RefSeq and is a predicted model, not a curated record. Gene Ontology annotation, biological process: ribosomal large subunit export from nucleus; ribosomal small subunit export from nucleus; protein export from nucleus.